Molecule: messenger RNA, 1688 nt
Organism: Durotheca rogersii
Lineage: Eukaryota; Fungi; Ascomycota; Sordariomycetes; Xylariales; Xylariaceae
Product: Di-copper centre-containing protein
Exons: 6
Coding region: 235-1425 (396 amino acids)
Molecular function (GO): oxidoreductase activity
Source: RefSeq, a predicted model, not a curated record
AAGCCAUACACCGAACACACCGGCCGACAGACUCCAAUGUACUAAUUCGUGAUGUGGAUUCCUGAUUCGUUUAAAGAGGAGAGAAAAGCCGCAAUCUGGUAUUAGAGAGUUUACCUCCCUUCCCCAUCGACGCUUACCGGUCACAUCGUCGUUCCUUUGCGAGGUUAUUCUCUCCUUAUUUUUUUUCUAGCCCGCUCGCAAUCGUUCUUUUUCAGAGACGUAUCUAGUUCCACUAUGCAUUUCAGCCAGCUCGUUUGUGCCCUGCUCGCCGGAGCGGCGGCGGCGGCUCCUACAGCCCGGGAUACGAUCUCCGAUUCUCAGGCCGAACUACAAAGUAUAGUUGACCAGGCUGUAUCCACACAGACUGAGCUCUUGGAUUCCGGGUCUACGACUCCAAAAAGAGGGCGCCAGAAGUGUACUCCUAGCACCAUCAGCGUCCGCCGCGAAUGGGGCACGUUAAGCAAGGCCGAGCGCAAAGCCUACACGGACGCGGUUCUCUGCCUCCAAAGACUACCAGCGAGAACCCCAACGAGCGAUGUUCCUGGCGUGAGGUCUCGAUUCGACGAUUUUGUCGCUAUCCACAUCCAGAAGACGCCGGUCAUCCACUACACGGGCACAUUCCUCGCCUGGCACAGAUGGUUUACGUACAACUUCGAGCAGGCCCUCCGCAACGAGUGUGGCUACAGGGGAACCCAGCCAUACUGGAACUGGGGUCUCUAUGCCUCUGAUCCAGCCUCGUCUCCCAUCUUCGAUGGCAGCGACUACAGCAUGUCGGGUAACGGCGAGUUCAUCCCCGACAAGGGUCCUAUCAGCCUGCUGCUGGGUGACUUCCCCCCCGUCUAUCUACCAGCUGGUACGGGCGGUGGGUGCGUCACGUCCGGUCCCUUCAAGAACAUGCAAGUCAACCUGGGCCCCGUGAACCUGCCGCUCAACAACGGGUCGGUCCUCGUCGGAACCGGGCUUGAUUUCAACCCUCGCUGCUUGAAGAGGGACGUGUCGGCCGGCGUCAACUCCGCGUUCGCCAAUUUCACGUCCAUCGUCAACCUCAUUCGCCAAAACGACAACAUAGGGGAUUUCCAGAUGGUCAUGCAAGGAGUGCCCGGCUCGGGAUCCAUCGGUGUGCACGGUGGAGGCCACUACACGAUCGGUGGAGACCCUGCCGGCGAUGUUUUCGUCUCCCCGGGCGACCCAGUCUUCUAUCUCCACCACGGCAUGAUCGAUCUCGUCUGGUCAUCGUGGCAAUUCCUGGACUUCAAGAACCGCCGUGAUGCGCUCUCCGGCACGGGCACUUUCCUCAACGCUCCGCCGUCGCCCGACACCACCCUCGACGAUAUCAUCGAUCUCGGGUACGCUGGUGGCGGACCGGUCACGGUCAGGGAGCUUACGAGCAUUAUUGACGGCCCGUUCUGCUACACCUACAGGUAGUCGCCUCGACGCUUCGCGGAUGCUGCUCCGGCUUCCUGCAACUGCACCAGCGAGAGAACUCCUCCUCACGCUAUCCUGAAGGUUACGCAAUUUACGACGUCAAUUUCCGCUCGCGCCUCGUUCUGGAAGUGCUGGAAGUGCUAAAUCUUAGCGGUUUUCUCUAAGCUAUGCCAUGUCGGGAGGGUCGGGAUGGUCUAUUCUCCCGGGUCUUUGUUCCAGGGUGUGCGAAGGUCUCCCCGACUGCUCUGGCCCUAUACCCAAUA